CCCGGGGGAGCGCAGCCGGGAAGUGCGCCGAGCCCUGCGCCGCGGCCUCCUCGAGCACCUCUGCCGCAGUGCGCCGCAGUCCAGCGGCUGCCGGGCCGACCUGCUUCGUCACGGGUCCUCGGCGGUUGCGAGACAGGUCUGAUCAAUUUCCGGUAGUGAGGAGUCCUUUCUAAAUAUAAGAGGAAUAAAGAAAUCACUUCCCCAGCUGUCGUCAUCUUCUAACAGAUUGAGCAAGAAUAUUUCAAGCACUACAGAAAAGGCAGUCCAUCACAUCCUAGAUGAUCAUCAGCCGUGUGGUUUUUUUAAGAAAGGGAAUAGGGUGAAUGAAUCUCAUCAGACAAUCAGUAAUAUGAGUGCCGGGCCGUCUUGGAAUAAAGUGCAACGUUUAAAGACUACUUCAGGAAAAAGGCAAAGCAAAUCUCAAGUUCCCCUCAUUUCUUCCCAGCUGAAAAGCAAGCUUGUAUUCCAACAGACUGAGGAUAAGCUUAAAGAAAGCAUUUGCCCGGAAGGAAAACUUGAAAGGAGUUCCUUUGGAUCCAGGUGUCAAGGGGCCUCAGGGAACAACUUGUUUCUUAACUUUCAGUCAGUGAAAAUUAUUAAAGAGGAUGCUGAUGAGGACAGUGCAAGUGAUCUGUCUGAUUCAGAAAGAAUUCCCAUUCUUCCUUCUCCCCUCACACCUCCAGAUCUUAAUCUGAGAGCCGAAGAAAUUGAUCCGGUUUAUUUCGAUCUUCACCCAGAUCAGGGCCAUGCACACCCUGAAUACUAUUACCCUGAUUUCCUUCCACUCCCUUUUAACUCCUGGGACCUCCGGGAGAUGGCCCUGCUCCUGAACUCAGAGAACAAAUCCGAAGCCAUGCCACAAACAGGAGGACUUCUUGGGAAGUACCUUGAUAGGCUUAUUCAGCUCGAGUGGCUGCAGGCACAGACCAUACGAAGUGAAAAAGGAAAGGGAGCCAAAGCCAGACCCCCGACAGCCCCUGCAACCUUCUGGGCUCUGAAAAGCCCUGGGAAAAGUAAGCUAAUUGCUACUGCUCUGUCCAAGCCUCUGUCUCACCAGGAAGGGGCUUCCAGGUCAGCGCCUUCACGAAAGAAAGACUCUCACCAUGACGAAGCCCAUCCAUCGUAUUACACAUUCCAGACUUCCCCUAGACCUGUCGAUGUGCUGGGUAGUUGCAGGUUAUGUUCUCAGAAGCAACCCCUAGAAAUUAAGACUGAGGAAAAGAAAAAGAAAUCAAAUAAGAGUACCAAGCUGCAAGGUGUGGAUUUUGCCUGCAGUGACAGCAGUUCGAAGAUUCAGACCAAUGGUAACCUUCGAAUUCCCAAACAGUCAGUGGCUAUUCUUGACACAGUGGACUCUUGUAAGACCUCCAAAACACAAGCACAUGCAAAUCUUAAGAAAAAGGGCAAUAUAAAUAACUGUGGACAUUCCAAUAUAGCUGGUGAGAAAAAACUCAAAACAAAUGGAGUAAAGCAAAACACUUGUAAAUUCAAAUGAUUUUAGAAUGAUCAUUUGCAGAGACCUACCGAAACCUAAAUAUCCCUAGCUACAAUAAUAUGAAUUUUAAGAAAUUUUAUGCUUACUGACAUUUAAGUAGUUGAUUAGUUCUUCAGUUUACCCCAUCCCACCCCAAUUCCAGCUGGGUUUUUUUAAAAGAGAGGUACCUUGCAUUGAGUCUUUCUCUGUCUUAAUAGUCCCAAGCAAAUGAGAGCCCUUUAGAUAAAAAUUCACCAAAGUUAAGUGCCAUAUAAAGGAGUAAAAUGACAGCUCUGUAGGGGAAGAGUCAACUAAACUUCUGAAAUAGCAUCCAGCAUAUGUGGGACAGACAUAGUCAUUUUGCCUCCCAGUUUUCACUUAUGUGUAAGUAUAUCAAAUAGUACAUGCUGGUUUAAGUGGUGUAGAAUCCUAAACGUUUGAAAUAAGCAGGGUCCUUGGCCAUGCAUGUCAGCCUCUUGCUUUUGCAUAAACUAUUUGAGCUGAAGUUCUUUCUUUUCAUUUUAUUCCUAAGAGAAGCUUCUCCUCUUUCUCAAGUCAGGUAGCAUGACUGUUUCUAUUUUAAGCCAAAUGAUUUAUCACUUAACUGCUUGGUCUUCAGAGACAAUGGAAUCUAGUGCUGUAAUGUAUUUCCCAUGACAUGGGUUAAAAAACAAAAAGGCAUUUCACAUUUAGAGGUGGUAGUCCUGUCCAUUUUUGAGUUCUCUAAACGGGGGUUAAAAUAAUUUGCAGACUUUCCAGUUGGGAAGUCAGUGGGUCUAAGCAUGAUUGUUGCUGUUUGGUGGGAGUGAGAUUGAAAUAUUUGACACACUAGAAUUUCUCGUAUGUAAGGUUUCUCCAAAGAGGUGUUAUUAAGUUACUGAUUCAGGACCUGGAUCUUGCUGUCCUUAGAAAUAAUGAUCUGUUUAGUUUGCAAGAGCAGGAUUUUAUAAUCCUGUGGGGGUUUCUUGGAGGAUGAGGGUGAGGUUGGGAGACAGGUCACGAUGGAGGGGUGAGUGUGACAUAAAUAAAGUCCCUAAAUGUUUUCUUAACAUCCUUAUCUGGGCCUGUGGCUUCCUGCCUUUCCUCAAUGCUUCUUAUUUAGUUGCAGUUAAUAACAUCUACUUGUUCUCUAGUUGUAAGCUUUCUGUUGAUGUUCGUGAAUAUCUUUAAAACCCUUGGUUGGCUACUUUCUGAUAGACAAUAUACUGUAAUGAGUAUCAUUGAGUUAUCCUUUAAACAAUUAUUCUGUUUUUUUACAGUUAUGUUCCUAUUCAUUUUUAUUUUUCACCCUUUAGGGCAAAUGAAAAACUUGACAUUUUUCACUUGGAAAUAUGUAAUAUUUUGCAGUCUUUCCACACAGCAGUAAAUGUCAUCAAAGGCACUUUAUAAGUUUCAACAAUAUAAUGGGAUAAGGGGCACUUGUAAUUAGAAUAACAUGCAAAGUUUAAAUAUUAAGAUCAUUUUAAAAAUCUGAUUUUAGUCAUAAUGAACAAUAUGAAAUUUUUGGUGGUAACCUUUUUUUCCAGGAGUUUAUUUCCAGAUCUUUACGGUUCUCUCUUAUCCUCGUUAUUUCUUUUGCUGCCUGACUGGAGCAGGCCUGCCCUUGUACCAAGACCUAACACCUCGCCAUUUGGACAGACAGCAGGUGCACAUGGAGCAGGCAUUGCUCCCGUGGCCCUGUCUGGACUGUAUUUGGAAAAUAUGGCAUUACACCACAUUUUCCUCUCUCUGGGUCUUGAGUGGCACCCCUUGCAGCACCCCCUGCCCUGCUGCUUAUGCUGGAUUAGCCCAUUGUACCUGCUGGCACCUCCCUUACAAGUUGUUCUCUGCUAGAUUUUUAUGCAGCUUUUUAUGAAGUUUCAUGGCUGAUAAAUCUCUGUAAGCAUGAUGUUGUAUAUGUACACACAAAUGUAUGUAUAUAUCCUCAUAUUAUUCCUGUAUGGUUUACAUUGAAUUACUGCCUUUCCCAGUGGGCGUUCUCAAGCUCUUGAAAGGGUGAAGGUACUGUUUUACUUUUCCUUGCUUUGUGUGUGUCUGAGCUGAAGACCAUCAUGAUUCAGAAAUUUAUAGAUGCUGCCUCACAGGUUACAUUUGCUCCUACCUCUUUUAAUUGAAAAUGGUUGUUUAAUUUGGGGAAUAGUCACAUUGUCAUAUAUUAAGACAGUUUUCAAAGCCUGAAAAAGGGACUUUGCUAGUUUAUUUUUUUGGCUCAGAUUGAUGCUUUGUUUUAACCAAUACCGUUGUCUGUUGGCUCAGAGUUCCUCGUGAAAGGUGUUAAGUUUUUAAAGUUAGGUUCAUUUCAGAAUUAUCAUAAGCACGGUUUGAAUUUUAUGAUUCCUGAUAAAUAUCUAACAUAUCUUAAUACACUAAAUGCUGAUAAUAAGAAUCUUUCUAUUUCAGAUAGACACCUUUGAAAAGUUUAGUCAUGAAUUUAUCGUUUAAAUUCGUCAAGUCAACACUGUUCAGUGUCCUGACAGUCCAGUGACAUAAGUCAUUGUAUUUCUGAAAAGUGCUCUUGUUUCUGGGGAGUUGUUUACACACACACCAACAAAAGCAAUCCAAGGUAAAAAAACACCAAGAAGUAUGUUUAGAGUAUGUAAGUAGAAACACUUCAGGCUUCAGAUGAGUUAGUGGAAAAAAAUUGUAAAAAAGUGCAAAAAUGAACAACAAAAUAUAUCAUUUAGGUUUAGACUAUUUCCCAAAUCUUUACUGACUAAACUGACUGAAGAUUUGUAAGUAAAGUGAAUGCAGUGGAAUUGGGGCCUGCAACAAAAGAGAUCAGGGAGAUACUUAGUCGAAGGAUAGCUGAAAGACAAAUGUUUUGUGGUUUCUUGGCAUAUUAGGCUGGUUUCCAGAAAGACAUAAGAAUUUCUACCUUAUAUGAUACAUUGUCUAUUUCCUCUUUGCAUUAUGCUCAUUUACUUAAGUAGUUACAUAAAAAUAUAAAACUCUUAGCAAUACUGUAUUUCAAGGUAUCAAAAAAGCAGUAUUUGUUAUUUAUGUACAUGUAAAGGGUGCCAUUCAAAAUGGCCUGAAAAUAUUCAGCAUGUUUGUUAUUUGCCAUUAUAAUUAUUGUAUGUCCAGUUUUGCAUAUAAUAAAAUAAGAUGUAAGUUUUUCUUUUCCCUUCUGAUUAAUUAAACAGCAGAAGAAUA
Choloepus didactylus (southern two-toed sloth) is the source of this 4627-nucleotide messenger RNA. RefSeq names its product family with sequence similarity 217 member B (gene FAM217B). The transcript is spliced from 4 exons. Bases 350 to 1495 code for a protein of 381 amino acids. NCBI's taxonomy places the organism in Eukaryota, Metazoa, Chordata, Mammalia, Pilosa, Megalonychidae. The record is from RefSeq and is a predicted model, not a curated record.